Messenger RNA from Triplophysa rosa, 2913 nucleotides. RefSeq names its product growth differentiation factor 10b (gene ifngr1l). The record is from RefSeq and is a predicted model, not a curated record. Gene Ontology annotation, biological process: SMAD protein signal transduction; BMP signaling pathway. The transcript has 3 exons. Lineage: Eukaryota; Metazoa; Chordata; Actinopteri; Cypriniformes; Nemacheilidae. Bases 188 to 1510 code for a protein of 440 amino acids. Gene Ontology annotation, molecular function: cytokine activity; growth factor activity. Gene Ontology annotation, cellular component: extracellular region.
UUCAGCCGUAAGAAGAAACAAGUGUAUGAACUUCUAGUAGCCUAAUUCUCAUCCAGCGCUGGAUUCUGCAGCGUAGGAGACGGAGUUCAGUAUCAAUCCUCAGACGGAACCAAGCUUCCCAUCAGGCAUCAACUGCUCUGGUCUCUUUGUCCACUUUUAACGGGAUCGUACAUAUAGCAUUGUGAAAAUGGCAAAAUUGUGCAUCGUGGCUCAAGUUUUUCUUUAUCUUAACAUCGUUAAAGUAGACUUUGUGAACUCAUCCGAGCUGAACGGUGAUAUUCCCGCAGCAGAACCGGCAUUUGACAACCGCGCCGCUCCAGACAUGAUGACCAUUAAUAUGUACAGGGUUUAUGAUAAAUGCAGCAAGAAGCAUCACCACCAUCAUCAUCAACAACAAAAACAGACCGUAAACACGAUCAGAAGCUUCAGAGGCUUGACAGAGAUCUCCCAUCACAAGGUUUUGUUUCACUUUAACCUCACCUCUAUCCCUGAUUCGGAAGUGAUCCUGAAUUCAGCUAUACAUUUUCCCGACCAGCAAUCCCGCCACAGGUCCUGGUCCUGCCGGCGUUCCCGCGGAGCUGCGUGUCGCCUCCAGCACCUUCAGCCGCUCACCCCAGCACAUCUCAUCAUUAAGGGGGCAUCACCAAACGCUGCCAUGCCCUCUCGGUUGUCCAACUUCACAUUGUCCCCUAACAGAAAGGUGCUUUGGCAGAUUACGGAUAUAUCUUCAGCCGUCAAACAAGCCCAGGUUCAGGGUGAGCUGUUGAUCACUGCUGAGUUCGACUUCGGGAGCAGAUUCCAGAGACGCCAGGAUCGCUUGUCUCAUCACAGUUUGCCGUACAUUCUCGUGUAUGCUGAUGACAUUGCCAUAAACGAACCAAACAGCGUUGCCACGACUCUGCAAAGAUACAGUUCAUCUCCUGUGCCCGAGGGGAAAGACAAUAAACCUCACUCUGCAUUCUUAAAUUCAAGGAUCAGGAGAGAAGUGGACCACUUCCAGAGUAACUAUCUACCCGAUGUCCAAUACAAUGAUCUAAAGAACAGGGAGUUAUGGGAUACUGCCUUUAUUGCGAAAAGGCCCAAACCUUUGCCAAAGGGCAAGGAAAACCAUAAGGGGUUUAGAGGGUCCCAGGAGCUCAGCUUUGACGAGAAGACCAUGAAAAAAGCAAGACGCAAGCAAUGGAGCGAGCCGCGAAUGUGUGCACGCCGUUACCUGAGGGUAGACUUUGCCGACAUUGGUUGGAGUGAAUGGAUAUUAGCUCCAAAGGCGUUUGAUGCGUACUACUGUGCAGGAACCUGUGGCUUUCCAAUUCCAAAGGUUGUUCAACCGUCCAACCAUGCCACCAUCCAGAGUAUAGUGAGAGCUGUGGGAAUUGUCCCUGGAGUCCCGGAGCCGUGCUGCGUACCCAACAAUAUGGGUUCUCUGGCUGUGCUGUUUCUUGACACAAGCAAGAAUAUGGUACUGAAGGUCUACCCGAGCAUGUCUGUGGAGACCUGUGCCUGUCGAUAAGCCAGCCAGGUAGCUAACGGACAGUGAUCAAUAGACAUCAAUCAAAGAUCAUACUGUAUAUGAACUCAAGGGUGGGAGACAACUGUAAAUACUGAAGCACGUCAUAUUUUAACUUUAUUAUGUAUGCAAAUAAGACCUCAAAACAGUUCUAAGAUCUUUGUAUCCUGUUUUCACUCUUUUUACCUUGGAAUGAAUUGUAUAUAUCAGUAAUAUCAAUACUGAAAAAAUGGGAAAUAAAAAUUGUAAAUAAAUAAUUGUUAACUGUAUACAUCAGGGCUUUUUAGUUGGUCUGUAGCUAAGGAAGAAAAUGAAAAUGACCCCUUUAUGUACUCCAUGACUUCCUUUCUUAGGCUGACCACAGUUAUAUUCAAAUUAUAUUAAGCUAUAUUAAACAUUAUCCUGACUCGUCCUAGCUUUGCAGUACCAUUAAAUGGGGUCCAAAUAUGUUAAGCUCCUAAAAGCGCGUUCAUCCAUAAUAAAAGUAUUCCAUAUGUCCCCCGUGGGCUAAUACAUGUUUUCUGAGGUCAAAUUAUACAUUUCUGAGAGAAAAUGAUCAAUAUUUCAAGUUUAAAGGUCCAGUGUAUGAACUGUAACGCCAUCUAGGGGCGAGGUUACGAAUUGCAACCAACGGCUCCACCGCUCCCCAUCCCUUUUGAAGCAUUAUGGCGGCUGACUCAGAACUAAGACGUCGUCGCGUUUUCGGUUCUUUGCCGAAGGAGAUAACGUUUUUAUGAAACGCUCUUUAGAGCGAAAUAAAUGAAAUAAAAAAACUGUAGAUAGAAAUAGCUCAUUCUAAGGUAAUAAAAACAUAACAUUAUAUAAGGUCUCUAUACACCUCUGAAGACACAGUUAUGUAUAUUUUAUUGCAUUCCUGUCAAUAGAUCCUCCAAAAAAUUACACAUUAUUAAUUACACAAGUUUUCAAAUGUGGCACACUUCAAAUCUUUUUGGUUCUUGUGUGUCUCAGUCAUUGUGUACCACAAUGCAUAUAGCCAUUUUUAUUUGAUAAUGGGGUUUUUCAUUUUCCAGUGAACUGUUAUCUGUUUAACUUGCUAUUAAAGUAGAAUGGUACACUGCCGAAUCUAGCAUGGAAAUCAUAAUAAACCUCAACCACUUUUAGUCAUUUGUAAGAUGGAGGGUAUGAGAAUGUUUAGCAUACUGCUGCCAUCUAGUGUCCUGUGACUUUGAUAGUUCCAGCAUUAGUCUUUGUUGUUUGUUCCAUGUGCAGCCAAUGCAUCACUAGAUGGAUUGAGUAGCCAUAGGUAGUAAUAAGCAAUUUGAUACAUUUACAAAAUUAUCUGAAACUUGUAAUUAUUUAUUAUUUUUAACUGAAUUACAUAAUGAUUGUAUGCAAAAAGGUUUCUUCGUGUAAUUUAAUGCUGAAUCCCGGUGGAAUGUUUGUGA